Messenger RNA from Cylicocyclus nassatus, 1010 nucleotides. The record is from the annotation of a GenBank genome assembly. NCBI's taxonomy places the organism in Eukaryota, Metazoa, Nematoda, Chromadorea, Rhabditida, Strongylidae.
AGGGAAUGGAAGAGAAUGCAAAUGACACAACAGGUGACGAAAAUCUCCCAGUGUUAUCCUUUCUACCUCCAACCGAAGAGCCGUCUUCAGUGGAAAUUGCUACAUCUGUUGCAUUAGUCGCAUGUCUCACAAUCGCUAUUUGCGGCAACGCAAGUCAAAUUGUUCUGCAGAUUUACACCAAACGCUUGAAAAGACAAAAUCCCUCACAGUUUUUCAUCACACUGCUCUUCAUCAUCCAUUUUUUGAUUCCCUUGGGUUUACCGAUGGUGGUUUUGGAGAAGCUGGUGAAAAUAUGGAUGUUUGGCCCUUUCUCAUGCAGCGCUUACCAUUCUCUUGCAAGUGCAGGACGUGUGCUGACACCCUGGGCAAUCAUGUUGCUUCAUUUAUUCAUAGGAAUGCUGCUCUCACGACCUAGUCGAGUUUCAACUUGCAACGGAACGCUGUCAAUCUUUGCUUUUAUCUCUAUGUUUGUUCCUGUUCUUCUUUCUGUCGUCCCUGAAGGAUUAGCUGCUCAGCUCGAAAUAAUUCCCAAGGACGAGAUAAAAGGCGAACAAUACAUCAUGCUUAUUCACACCAUUCGCUGUACAUCAAGCCAAGAAUCCGCACAUGGAACCUUGAGAGCCACUCUCGAGUUUAUACUGCCACUUCUCUUGUGUGCUUCAAUACAACUCUGGCUGCUUGUCGUCGCUAAACUCAGCUUCCAUUCGGUCAUUUUCAAAAGCUUGUUAACAAUUCUUAUCAUUUAUUUCUUUUGUUACAUUUUACAUUACAUUCCUGCAGCAAAGAAAGAGAUGGAGUCUAUAGUGCCGAUUGAACUCGACUUACGCCAGACUUUACCCUUUGUUGCUCCCGCAGUGAUUUGGUAUCCGUUAAGCUGCCUUUCAGCAGCUCUUUGUCGUGGUAGUGCGGAUAAGAGCAAUGACGAGCAGCAACCACAUUUCCGAAGUGUUGGCAGAACUGCAGAGUUGGAGCGGUCACACUUGAUGGGUUCCGAAAUUAUUGUACUGUAA